AUGGGGGUAACCCAUAAUUAUGAGUCCAGACACGGCCCCAGGACUGUCUCUCUCAUUCCAGCUGCUCCCAGACUCUCCAUCCCCCGGCGAUCGGCCAGGACAGACACAGAGACCUCCUUCCCCUGCCACGUGUGGGGAUUCUACCCCGGGGACGUCACCGUCACGUGGCUGAGAGACGGGCGGGUUCUGACUGACGUCACCCGCUCUGCCCCCCAGAGGAACCCGGACGGGACCUUUAACCUCACCCUGACCUAUACCUUCACCCCCAGCGUGAGCGACUCCGGCAGCAUCUUCUCCUGCCACGUCAGCCACGCGGCUCUGGCCCAGCCCCUGCGGGAGGAGUUCCCCCUGGAUGUCACAGGAGCGGAUCACACCAGCGCCGCGAUCGGGGCGACCCUGGGGAUCCUGGUCACAGGGGGAGCUGCGGCUGCAUUAGCCAUUUACUGCUGGAGACGGAGGAGGAGGCCGGAAGGUAACAGGGGGCGGUGCCAUGGGCCAGACGACGGGGCGCGGGUCAGGUGCAGCUUCCACCACGAGGCCUGCGGGAUCCGAGAGCAGCGAGAGUCCGGGGAGAUCCGGCCGUGGGCCCGGCCGCAGGUGUCCGGGAUCCAGGUGUUACCGCACUGGGAGCCCCGGGACGAGGUGCCAUUUGCCGUCCAGAUCCAGAACUUUUACCCCAGGGAGAUUCACCGGAUCCAGUGGAGCUGGGACAGGGCAGAGAGCGGGAGAGACGAGACCCCAGAAAUCAGCCAGAACCCGGAUCUCACGUUCAGUGCUACCAGCGUCUGGAGAAUCCCCAGUGACCAAAUCACCCGUCCGGAAUUUAUAGUCACCGUGUCCGUUCAGCAAAGCCCCCGAGAGCCCCCGAUCGAGAGAGAGAUCAGAGCCAGGGACACAGGUCUCCUGCGGCCCCCGGAGGUGUCGGAAAUCUCCCAACCCCAGUCAGUGACGGCGGGGGAGGAAAUCACCCUGAGCUGCCGCAUGAUGGGGCAUUUCCCCAGGGCGCUGAGUGUGACCUGGCUCAGGAGGGGUCGGGGGGCCGGGGCUGCUGUUCCCCUGCAGGGCUCUGCCGAGUACAGAAUUGAGCCCGGAGCUCCCCGCACACAGGACGGGAAAAGCUUCCAGCAGGAGACGAGACUCAGCUUCACCCCCUCGGUGCAGAGAGACCAGGGGGCAGAGUACGUCUGCCGAGUGGGACACAUCGCCCUACAGACCCCCCUGGAGAGACGCAGCCGGGAGCUGCAGGUGACAGCCCAUGCACAGGUGUCCGGGAUCCAGGUGUUACCGCACUGGGAGCCCCCGGAGGAGGUGCCGUUUGCCGUCCAGAUCCAGAACUUUUACCCCAGGGGGAUUCACGGGAUCCAGUGGCGCUGUGACAGGGCACAGAGCGGGAGAGACGAGACACCGGAAAUCAGUGAGAACCAGGAUCUCACGUUCAGCGCUACCAGCGUCUGGAGAAUCCCCAGCCAGAGCCUGAACCGUCCAGAGCGCAACAUCCUAGUGUUCGUUCAGCAACGCCCCGAAGGGCCUUCGAUCAAGAGAGAGAUCAGAGCUGGGGACACAGGUCUCCUGCGGCCCCCGGAGGUGUCGGAAAUCUCCCAACCCCAGUCAGUGACAGCGGGGGAGGAAAUCACCCUGAGCUGCCGCAUGACGGGGCAUUUCCCCGAGGCGCUGAGUGUGACCUGGCUCAGGAGGGGCCGGGGGGCCGGGGCUGCUGUUCCCCUGCAGGGCUCUGCCGAGUACAGAAUCGAGCCCGGAGCUCCCCGCACACAGGACGGGAAAAGCUUCCAGCAGGAGACGAGACUCAGCUUCACCCCCUCGGUGCAGAGAGACCAGGGGGCCGAGUACGUCUGCCGGGUGGGACACGUCGCCCUACAGACCCCCCUGGAGAGACGCAGCCGGGAGCUGCAGGUGACAGGUGAGCCAGCCCUGCUGGAUUUAUCGUCUUGCCCAGUUCACGUUACCUGG
Chrysemys picta bellii (western painted turtle) is the source of this 1968-nucleotide messenger RNA. NCBI's taxonomy places the organism in Eukaryota, Metazoa, Chordata, Testudines, Emydidae. The record is from RefSeq and is a predicted model, not a curated record.